CGUCCGCACGCUAGCUGAAAUAAAGCAAAAUGCCCGACUUUUGGGGGCGGGGCUCCUGGCAACAGCAUCUAGGCGCAGGCGCAGAGGCGACCUCCAGGCAGGGCCAGGUGGGAGGGACGGUGGGGGGGUAGGGUCGCGCGAAGCUCUCUGCGCCUGCGCCCCAGCACGAGGUGGGGCGGCGGGCGUCAGUACAGUAGAGUGUGCGCCGGGUUGGGGGGCAACGGUCAACCGUCACCCUGAGACGGGCGGCGGCGGGAUGGCGACAGCCUCCGGGGCUUCGGAUUUGUCUGGCUCCGGAGCGCCCCCGCCCGGCGUGGGAGCUCAGGCGGCGGCGGCCGCUGAGGAGGAGGAGCGAGAGGUGGUGCGGGUCCGAGUCAAGAAAUGUGAGAGCUUCUUACCGCCAGAGUUCCGCUCUUUUGCUGUAGAUCCCCAGAUCACCUCGCUCGACGUGUUGCAGCACAUCCUCAUCCGAGCCUUUGAUUUGAGUGGGUUCAAGCAAUUCUCAUGCCUCAGCCUCCUGAGUAGCUGGGAUUACAGGAAGAAGAACUUUGGCAUCAGCUACCUGGGCCGGGACCGGCUAGGACAGGAAGUUUACCUCUCACUCCUAUCUGACUGGGACCUCAGCACAGCCUUUGCCACUGCCUCCAAACCUUACCUGCAAUUGCGUGUAGAUAUUCGGCCCUCGGAGGACAGUGAGUACCCAGUGCCCCCGGGAGCACUGCUCUGGGACCCCUUUACCCCAUAGGGUGAUGCCACCCCUCACAAUACACUCCCUCAUGGUGGGAUGGGUAGCAAGGUGUCCUAGCUGUAGAUCCUGGCUCAACCACUAGGCCUCAAUUUCUUCACUUGUAAAGAGAAAAUUGUAUCUUAGAACCAUUGCGAGGCCUUGUAUCUUAGAACCAUUGUGAGGGGAAAUUCACAUAAAAUUCCUGGAACAGUGCAUGACUGCAUAAU
Piliocolobus tephrosceles (Ugandan red Colobus) is the source of this 954-nucleotide messenger RNA. Its product is annotated as TBC1 domain family member 25-like. The record is from RefSeq and is a predicted model, not a curated record. The transcript has 4 exons. Lineage: Eukaryota; Metazoa; Chordata; Mammalia; Primates; Cercopithecidae. The coding region runs from base 257 to 745 and encodes 162 amino acids.